CUACUAAGCUGAUGUUGUGUUUGAACUAUGGGCCAAAUAUCCUCAGGUCUCAGGUUCAAAUUCUAGCGGAGGCUAAAACAUGGGGUGUUCUUUUUUAUCUUUGUGAAUAGAAUCACCCGAUACCUGUAUUGGCGGGAGAUAGCAGAUACGUUGUGCAAUUGGAGAUCAGGGUUCGAGCCGUGGAAGCCAUGGAAACAGUCUCUUGCUGAAAUGCAAGAACUUUCACUUGCGGAUAUGGAAUGUUAUGAGGGGCCACGAAUAUGUGAUAUUGCCAAGUUUUUUGAGUCUUUUCCUGCUCUCGAGCAUCUCAGGUUGAAUCACAAUAUUUUGAUGUACUUGGCUGCAGGAGGGGAUCUUCCGAUAAGGCUACCGUUUGAUCUUAACUGCAUCAAAUGUCUUUGCCUAGCUGAUUUUUAUCUGGAUGAAUUGGAUGUGGUCUCAUGUGCUCUUUGCUUGAUAAGAAGCUUCCCAUUUUUACGGUAUUUGGAAAUCCAGGUGGAUGAUUUAAAUGAUGAUAUUCCAGCACUAGAAUGUCUUGAAGUGGAAGCUUUCUCAAAUGCGACAUUUAAUAACCUCCGGGAAGUUCAGCUAACAAGUAUUAUAGGCUCAAAGCCUGAGAUGCAGCUUAUCAAACUUCUAUUAGCCAAGUCUCCUAUGCUGGUGAGAAUGCUAGUCGAGCCAUAUCUAGAAGUUGAUGACGCAGACAAACUCAAAAUCUCCGAUGUGCUAAACUCGUUUCGGCGCGCAUCCCCUGAAGUAGAAGUUGUUUAUACUUGUUAAGGUGACUAGUUUGUCUCUUUAUGAAUUUCUUUUUACAAUGGUAAGGAAUUUUACAUUUAAUGCAUGUUUUUGCUAAUUUAUGCAAUGAGAAUUCGACAUGAAUUAUUAUGUGGUUGCUUAUUUCAAAGAGUUGCUCUAUGUUAAUCCUCACCU
Molecule: messenger RNA, 933 nt
Organism: Lycium barbarum (goji berry)
Lineage: Eukaryota; Viridiplantae; Streptophyta; Magnoliopsida; Solanales; Solanaceae
Exons: 5
Coding region: 211-780 (189 amino acids)
Source: RefSeq, a predicted model, not a curated record